Anoplophora glabripennis (Asian longhorned beetle) is the source of this 594-nucleotide messenger RNA. RefSeq lists its product as uncharacterized. The record is from RefSeq and is a predicted model, not a curated record. Bases 1 to 594 code for a protein of 197 amino acids. The transcript has a single exon. Lineage: Eukaryota; Metazoa; Arthropoda; Insecta; Coleoptera; Cerambycidae.
AUGACAAGCAACGAAAAUCCGCUGAUCUUGAUGACCGUGGUGCCGGGUAGCCGCAGCUCCAUGACUCCUUCCCCAUCGAGAGAAAUCAGGGGCAUCCGCCUCUUCAGGGUGAUCAGCAGGAAGUUGGCCAGGCGGUCGAACGAAGAGUUGCACUUCCCAGUGGAAAGUGACAGUCGCUCCUCCAGUUCGGACUCCUGCUCUUCGACUUCCACCAGCCACGGUUCCAGGACCAAGAAGGAAGCGUCCGGAGAGUCGGUCUUCAGGUGCGUGUCGCCCAACCACAUCUCCAGCAGUUCCAGUGAUGCAGGCAGUGACAUCCAGCAGCGAUCGAGGCAUCACCACUCCACUUCUGCGGAGAGCAUCAGGAAGGUCUUCCAGAACCUGAACUUGAACGUCAGGUCACAAAGCUGCAACAACACCAAGGAGAAGAGGAAAAGUAAGAAGCCUGCCCCGAAGAGGAUACUCAGACAGCCCGUCACUUACACGUACGUGAAAGGACUGUCUGGACUUCCCACCCAGAGGAUUCCCAAAGAUCCAAGGAUUUACAACAGUUGCUGUUGCAGUAUGCAGUACAUGGCAGGCUUGAACCGAUAA